GGGGUUGAUCUCAUGGCAGCCCAUCCGCCAACCGCGAUCUUUGGCUCCCUCUCCCUCCCAUCAUCUUCUCCCUUCCAUCAUCUUCUCCCUCCCAUCAUCUUCUCCCUCCCGUCAUCUCCCUUCCGUCAUCUUCUCCAGCCCAUCCUCCCCAGCCGCCGAUGGCCCUCCAUCACCAGGUCUUUGGCCUCUUCGCCCGCCCCGAUGCGUCCACUAUCCGGUGUCUCUACUUCAUCCCGUCCGAGUCGGCUCCAGCGGCUCUUGCCUUCCUCGCCUGCUCCUGCUUUGUCCCUCCCCAUAUCGUCCUUCUCGUCUACGCAUCGCCCGAGUCCCAUCCACUGGUCCCGCUGGACCACUGCAUUGCUGCCUCGGCCUCGCUGAAGCGGACGCCCCCCUCCCUCAAAGACUCGCCCACGAUUCUUCUCCUCACCACCGAUGCCACCCAAUCCGCCGAGCAGCUGAUGACGAUCCAUAUCUCGGCUCUCAACCUCAUCGCCCCGGCUUCGGUGUCCUUUGUCGUGUUGCUCUCCCAGAGCUCUCCAGACUUCCAAAAGACGCUGCAGUACCAGGUCGCCUCCAGUAGCCACUCUCGUUCGAUAUCGAUUGUCGAGCCAGACUGCCUACCACCGAGUCCCUGGCAGAAUCUCCCUGCCCACUUUGAAACGCAGGCACUGCGGCCAGACGAGUCUACCGACCUCGAUCGAUAUACCAUCCUGGUUUGUCAGUUUGCUCUGGGGCUGUUCGAAGCCAACCCCACGGAUGCCCUCAACCUCGACGGACUCGAUAUCGUCAGUCUCUGCACACGCCUGGCAUCGGCAUCCGGGCUCGAUGAUGCGUCGAAUCUCUGGGCGUUCCUGGUCAAUCGAUUGGUCGUCCACAGAGCCCUGAUAUUCGCCGAGAGCUGGGAUCGGGUCCGCCGAUAUCGCUUUGGAUCAAGAGCCUGUCUCCAACAUCUGCUUCAUCUUGUCCACUCGACCCUGGAUCUGCGGAACAGCCGCAUGGUUUCGCCAGAUCAGCACAGCGGAAUUGCAGCGACGGCCACAGUCUCAACCGCUGUCUCAACCGCUGCCUCAACUGCUGCCUCAACCACCGUCUCGGGCGAGGAUGCACAUCCUCUAUCGAAUCUGCCGACCCAUUCUCCUGGAGAUCCGACUCUUCAUGAUGCUCUAGGUACCGAGCAUCCGAUCGGCGGAUCCGAGUCAUGGCAUCGAUCAGGUGCGCCGGAUCCACUCGACACUGCAGCGCAAUCGACCACCGCAGAACAUUAUCCAGGGACCACAUCUGCGCUAGCUGUAAUCGAUCUCCACAGAGAUCCCACUCCUGUAUCGGGCCCGUCAGUGGCGUUCUCCAGUCAUCCAAAGGACGAGAGUCCCGGCUCGCCUCCACUUGCCGACUCGGAUGUGUGGGAGGGGGCGUCGAUUGAUACAGACAGUCUCUAUGCCGGCAAAGACUCGGACGGCAUCGACAAGAUGCUGGACACGAGGGACACGAAUGCCGAUGACGAUGACGAUGCUGAUGCUAAUGCUGAUGCCGAUGUCGAUGCCGGUGCCGAUGUCGAUGUCAGCAUGACCAUCAGGCCAACCAAUGUCGACUCCGUUUCCCAUUCAUCCUUGGAGAAACACGCAACCCACGAAGCAUCAUCGUCAUUCAAAACAAAGCUUCUCGAGUUCAUGUCGGUCCAUUAUCCAAACGAAGACCCCCCGCGCUACGAGCUCGUCCCCUCCGAUUCCUCGUUGCUGUCGUGGUCCGCUGUGCCGCGCACGCUAUAUCGCUGCAGCAUCGUUGUGAUCGACCAACAUAUCGAGAAUGCGCGUGCCUUCGAGACCGUCAUCGAGGCCGAGGAGGAUGCAUCGCGGCUGGCCUGCCAGUUCAUGCAGGUCUUUUUCGAAGCCGCCAAGCGCACCCGAAACCUCCGGGGCACUCUCGAGGAUUUCUUCAAGGACGAUCUUGAGUACGGCGAGAUCGUGGAGCCGACAUACGAUCCACCUGGACACCCCGGCUCGAGCCUCUCUUCAACGCAUGAUGUCGACAAGUCCAAGAUUCUGGCCGAGGGCGUCACGGUGCAAACCAAUUACAUCGAGACGGUCAUGUCGUGGUGGCGCCAGCUACCCAAGUCCGAGAAGACAGCUACUCCUUCGUUUCAGUGCUCUGGCUCCCGACUGCAGGGCUUCAAGUGCACGCUCACUGUCAAUCGCGAUGUCUUUCAUUCGAUCGGAGCCCUCCAAACCAACAAGUUGGCCCGAGAGAGUGCCGCAAAGGUGGCGUGUAAGAGCCUUGGCCUUGAGGCGAAGCACACCCCGAUGGCUCAGAAACCUAUCGGAGGAUAUCUGCAAGAAUACAUUCGGGCCCACAACUACAUUGCCAACUUUGAGUUUCUCCACAGUCGUCGUCUCAAUUCCUUUGGCUGCAUCCUCCGCAUCGGCGAGAGGGAGUAUCGAAGCGACACCGACUUUGUGCGCAAGCAAGAUGCCAAGAAUCAUGCGACCCAGCGUGCGCUCGUUGAUCUGGUCGGCACCGAGUACGAAAUCCCCGGGCCGGCACAGCGGGCUCCGGAACCCAAGCGCGAUGACGCUCACCGGUUUGUCGGCCAUGCCGGAGUCCCUCCGCGACCGGCUUUGCGCCCACUGCCUCCAACCCAAGGCCUGUCACCCGUGGUAAACCCGCUCGCGCAUCCCACCUAUCCGAUGCAGCCGCCAAUGCCCUACUAUCCGUUCCAGCGACCGGCACUGCAGCCAUAUCAUCACCCCAGCAAUCCCCACAAGAGGCAUCCCGAUUCACAGUAG
Polychytrium aggregatum is the source of this 2780-nucleotide messenger RNA. RefSeq lists its product as uncharacterized. Lineage: Eukaryota; Fungi; Chytridiomycota; Chytridiomycetes; Polychytriales. The record is from RefSeq and is a predicted model, not a curated record. The transcript is spliced from 4 exons. Bases 159 to 2780 code for a protein of 873 amino acids.